AUGGCGGUUGUUUUCACUGUUUGGAUAUUCGUGCUACUGAUGACGCAGUCGUACUGUGAAGGAAGCGAAUUGGAAAUUCUCAUGCCUAAUGUUUCUCCACAAGAGGAUGGUGCUUAUUUAUGCACAGCUUUAAAUGUGACACAGAACUCAGAUCUUUAUAUCAGUAUGAAUUGUGGGAACAUGGGUCUCGGUGUGUGUGGACCAGACUCACCAGAAUUUAUAUUGUAUGCAUGGGGUGCAAAUAGCCCGGAAUUGUCUCUACCAGCAAGUUUAGGUUUCAAAGUUGGUGGUAAUUCUGGAAUCAAUUAUCUAGUACUUCAAGUACAUUACGGUCUAGUGGAUAGGUAUCUAGAUGAAGCAUUAAAAGACACAUCGGGUUUAACAUUGAAGAUGACAAUUAAAAAGCCGACGUAUUUGGCAGGCGUGUCUUUAUUGUCGGGUGGGAGUUCUGCAAUUCCCCCACGCAUGAGGAAAUGGCAUAUAGAUGCAGACUGUUUAUACAAUGGACAAGCUGUUUUGCAUCCGUUUGCCUUCAGAGUGCAUACAAACAAUCUAGGUACGGUUGUCUCUGGAUAUCGUGUGCGAAAUGGUGUAUUUACUUUAAUAGGAAAAGAAGACCCACAGAAACCCCAGGCGUUCUAUCCUGUAGUUAAUAACGUAGAUAUACGUCAAGGUGAUAUGUUGGCACUUAGGUGUACAUAUAAUACUAUGACGGAGGAUACUGUAACUUAUAUAGGUGCCACAUUGGAAGACGAGAUGUGUAAUUUUUACAUAAUGUACUAUGUCAAUGACCAAACUGAACUGAGCGGGAAAUGUGACAAUGUGGAUUCCAACUCACUUAACUUCCCUGUUGAUGUGUGA
Saccoglossus kowalevskii is the source of this 861-nucleotide messenger RNA. RefSeq lists its product as uncharacterized. NCBI's taxonomy places the organism in Eukaryota, Metazoa, Hemichordata, Enteropneusta, Harrimaniidae. The record is from RefSeq and is a predicted model, not a curated record. Gene Ontology annotation, molecular function: oxidoreductase activity, acting on paired donors, with incorporation or reduction of molecular oxygen, reduced ascorbate as one donor, and incorporation of one atom of oxygen; copper ion binding. Gene Ontology annotation, biological process: peptide metabolic process. Gene Ontology annotation, cellular component: membrane; extracellular region.